UUGGAGAUUGUCGUGAAAAGUUGUGCGAGGUGACAGAUGUGUGGCAGAAAUUGAAGCUCUAGUUCUACUUCUGUUUUACAUUUUUUUUUGGACUUGAUAACUUUGUUUUCUCACGAAGUGUGAAAUGUGUUUGCAUGACUUUAUUUUUAUAGCUCAUUUAAGUACUUUUGAGAGCGCCCUGGGGGAGGGGUGGACACGUAGUUUUUAGAGACUUCUGUGCAGGUCGCUGGCAAAGUACUUGGGCCGGCGGUGUCGGCAUGUCUUCCAAGUCCACCGGUGACCCCGAGCCGCCGUGUCGUCUGCGGCGAGCCCUGAAGAGAGUGUUCGGCUUCGAGUCCUUUCGUAGCCCCGUGCAGGAUGAGGCUGUCAGAGCGGUGCUUAGAGGAAAGCAGGAUGUCUUUGUUUGCAUGCCAACUGGCGCGGGGAAAUCUCUCUGCUAUCAACUGCCAGCCGUCAUGGCCAAGGGGAUCACGAUUGUUAUCUCUCCGCUUAUUGCACUAAUUCAGGAUCAAGUGGACCAUCUUUUAGCACUAAAAGUAAAUGCCUGCUCUUUGAAUUCCAAACUGACCGCUCAGGAAAGAGGGAAGAUCCUAACGCACCUGGAGUCUGAGAGUCCUCACAUUAAGCUGCUCUACAUCACCCCUGAAAUGGCUGCGUCGGACUCCUUUCAGCCUUGCCUGUCCUCACUCCUGUCCCGUGGACUUCUGUCUUAUCUUGUCGUCGACGAGGCUCACUGCGUCUCCCAGUGGGGACACGAUUUCCGGCCAGAUUACCUGAAGCUGGGCGGUCUGCGGGACCGUUUGCCAGGUGCGCCGUGUAUAGCGCUGACUGCCACGGCCUCGAAGAAGGUUCAGGAUGACAUCGCCGGGGCCCUACAUCUGCAGAAGCCCCUGGCUAUUUUCAAAACCCCUUGUUUCCGGAAGAAUCUCUUCUAUGACGUUGUAUACUGUGACCUGACGUGUGACUUGUUUGCCAACCUGAAAGAGUUCUGCGUCCAGUCUUUGGGAGUCAAGAAUUCAGAAGGGAAGUACCCUGGAUGUGGAAUUAUUUACUGUCGCACCAGAGAUGGCUGUGAUGAGCUGGCAUCUCAACUUUCUCAGAGAGGAGUUUUGUCCAAGGCCUACCAUGCAGGUUUAAAAGCUCCAAACAGAACAGAAAUACAGAAUGAAUGGAUGGAAGGGAAGGUUCCUGUCAUUGUCGCCACCAUCAGCUUUGGAAUGGGAGUGGACAAAUCGAAUGUCAGAUUUGUAGCCCACUGGAAUAUGGCUAAGUCACUGGCCGGAUACUAUCAGGAAACGGGCCGUGCUGGAAGAGAUGGCGCCCUCUCUAACUGCAGACUUUACUAUUCCCGGACAGACCGGGAACAAGUCAGGUUCUUACUGCAGAAGGAAGUUUCAAAGAAACAGGCAAAACACGGCACCGUUAAGGACGUUGAUAAAGGAACCAUUGCUGGCUUCGAGGCUUUGGUGUCAUUCUGUGAGAAGGAAGGGUGCCGCCAUGCUGCUAUCGCUCAGUAUUUUGGGGACGAGAAACCCCUCUGUGGAAAAUCCUGCGAUUACUGCAAGACUCCAGCUGCAGUGAGGCAACACAUAGAGAAUGUCAAACAGCUGGAAGCAUCUUGGGGGAAGACCUGCAUAAGACCAGCUGCCAAGGCGUCCGGGCCGUUUGGCUUUCAUCAGGAGCUAUACGAAGGGGCGCGGUACGGCUACGGCUUUGAAAGAUGUGAUGAGGAUUCAGAAGCUGAUAAGGAUGACUCUGAUCAUCGAAAGAAAGAAUGGAGCAGUUUUUACCAAAAACAAAUGGGUUUGCGACGGGAUAAGGAAAAACCAAGAGAGGAGUUUGUUCCUCCAGACCCGGGUUGCCGUCUUCUGGAGGCUGCCAGCCAGAAAAUUCCAAAGCUUACAGUAAAGGCCCGGGAGUAUUGUCUUCAAAUGCUGGAGGAAGCUCUGAAUUUUCGGAAAGACAGCAGCGCCACAGCAAACCGAGCAGCAGAAAUGGAGUACGAGGCCUUUAAAGCGUGCAAGUCCUCCAAUUUGUACAAGGCAUCCAUACUGAAGAAGGUUUCAGAAAUAAAAAAGGCUUUGACUGAUGGCCAGCCGUUCCCAGACAGGACUGAAGGAGCCGACGCUGACGGACAAAACAACAAAGCGGCAAAUGCCGAGCCCGGAGUGCCCUCCGAGGGCUUUGUGCCCGCCUCUCAGCUUUAUUCAUUUAAACCCAAGCGUAUUGGCGCCGGACUCCGAGGCUCAUCCAGUGUUUUCCAGUGCGCCUCCACACUUGUGUCCGCCGGGAAUGCUGACAGCGAAGAGUCUGACGCCGGCACUCCAAAUGAGAAAGAACAACCUGAGCAAAUAUGUGGGACGUCUAAAAUGCGCUUUUCAUGGGACUGUCCCCAAAACAAUAAAAAGUUGUCCAAGAAACAGACUAAGCUGGCUGAAUCGGCCAAGAAGGAUUCCCAAAAUAUUUCAAAAUUCUUUGUUCAGAAAAAGGAGACCGACGACGUGGGGACGGCUGAGGUGCCGUCUUCAAGUGAAUCCGAGGAAAGCACUGGAGCCAAGAGUGAGCCGCCGGUAGCCCCCCGUGACAAAGACCUUCCCGUGGAGACGGCAGCCCCUGAAGUGACCAGUGACGGCCGUGCGGAUCAGAUGGCGCCGUCGGUGUCAGGGGAGAACCGGAAUGGCACUUGUCUUGAGCCGAUGGGAGAAGGGCAGAGAAGCUCAGCAUUUGAGAAGGAGAUGACUGGAAUUGGAGACGCGAGUUCAAGACCUGAGAAAAGGUCGCUGGCCCAAGAGGAAGACAAAAGUCCUGAUGUGCCCAGCGUGAAGAGGCCACGCACCAGCGCCGUUUCCUCAAUCCUCUGUCAGCCCGAAGGGAAGGAGACCACCACCAUGAAAAAGAAGGUGACCUUUGAAGAAACCACAGCCGAUGACAACGACGCCACCACUGUGCCUCCGUGCGACCAGGAGACCACCACACGACAGCCGGUGUCUCUGAAGGAAGCUGCAGAGAUCGUCGUCAAAUACCUGACUCCCUUCUAUAAGGGGGGCCGCUUCGCAUCCAAGGAACUCUUCAAGACGUUUGCCAGAUUCCUGUCUCACCUCCUAGUGGAAGGAAAGACGGUCUACCGGAAAAAUGUCAAGGAGUCGGCCCUGAAGAUCAUCAAGAGCUUCUUCAGGACUCGCCAGAAGUGCGACAGCGAGGACGACUGGAGUUACCUGCAGAGCAAAGACUGACGCCGCGGUACGGAGAAAGGACUGGGAAUGUUCUGGAAGGACACCGAGUCCUCCAUCGUAACACCUGCUGCCCCAUUUUAAUCCUCGGUGGAAGCUGCUUUUAGAGUUGAGAACGUCGUGGCAGAGAGGAGUGGAUUGAACCUGGUGGGACGAUUGCCUGCCCGGUGGGCACAACUCGACUACAUCCCUUCAUAUUUUUUUUUUUUAUGUAUGUGGCCAGUAUGGAUGCUGGCGUGAGUGACAGACGGAGAGAGGAGUGUGCACUUUGUUUAUUAUUUUAAACGUCCCCCCGUUCUGGACACAAACACUUCGCCGAACACAUGGCUGGAGGAAGUGGCGCUUGGCUGUAAAAUGUAGGAUGAGAGUUUAUUGGAAAGCCCACCUUGCGUCGGUGGCACCCCACUGAAUGUAGGCACCAGCGUCUUUGUGAUCGUCAGAAUGGAAGUUAGAAGAUGGCGGGGGCCGACACUGUCGAGUCGCUGCUGGCUGAAGAUCUACGGGACGCGUCACCAGAUUGGCCGACGUACGGUUUAGGGUUCAGGGUUAAUUUUCUCCGCUCUAAUAGGUACGAAGUAAAUUCAUCGACAGCCCACUUCUGCGUUUAGCGGAUUGCCGGAGUUGCGGUGCACCACCGAACGAGAGUUCAUAACUCGGUGUGGGUCAUCGUAAAGGACGGGUGGAGCCGUUCCCGUCUGAAGACCCUCAGCGUGGUACAAAUCGUUAAACCGUUCCAAGUCUCCUACUCUCUGCCAUCAGUCGUGGGAUGUGAGUUUUUUCCCCCCCCAAAGCCCACUUUAGUAUUCAUCAGCUGUGGUGCGCCGCCAAGCGCGAGUACGGAACUCGGUGGGAUCCUUGUAACGGACGUCGAAAGAGUCGCAUCGUCAAGUCGCUCCUGGCCUACAGGACCCCCCUUCGUACUGUCCAGCGUCCAGAGUUUGUUUUCUCGGCUGUAACACUUCAUCGAAAGCCCGCUUGUGUGUUUGGCGGACUGCCGUGUCUGAUCAUCGUAAUGGACGUUCUGAGAUGCGGGGACCGAAAUCGUUGAGCUGUUGCUGGCCGAAAGAUCUUGAGGUGUAGUUUGUUUCGUUUUAUUGGCUGUCCUUCAUUAGGAUGCGAGUUUUUCCAACGCCACGUUUGUAUUCAACAGAUUUCCGGCGCACAAGGGAAUGUCGGACGCGUUGACCUGUUUCGUUUUUGCCCCGUGUUCGAACAUUUAGUGUCUGGCUGUGGAUCUGCAGGCCACAUUUAAUUUAAGGAUAUCACACUACUAACGAGGCUCCAUUUUAUGACACUUUAUAAUUAUUACAAUUUAUGUUUCGGCAUUGACGUUAGUUUGGGAAAAACUGGUGUCGCAGUCGGCCAUCUUGUAGGCGGCAGCCGCAGCAAAGGAGACGUCCUACAUGCCUGGGUGAGAUGACAUUCAGGCCAAUAACGUGUACAAAUAUCCCAUUUAAUGUGAAUUGUUGGGAUCUCGAUGCCUGGCCAAAAAAAAAGAUGAGUUGUUUACGCUCGACUUCCGAUGUUCUGCUUCUCGUCCCGAGCGCCGCUGACGUUUCACGUUUUGUGUGAACUCAACUCGGCAUGAGCCGACUCGUUUGUGCGUGACACACGGGCCUCCUCGCCUGUAGUACUGGGACACGCCGGGCGCAGCUGGUUGUCCUCGGUAGUGGGCCGCGUCUGCAAAACUGGAGAUCUGCUGGUGAAGAGAAGAACUUGAAUUGUUAGCCGACUGAGACGAUUUAGUGGUCGUUGUAGCUCAUCUGAGAAGAUCCCUGCAUUAUCAGGCACUUUUAGAACACUUGGUUGCAUUUAUUUAUUUUCCCCCAAUUGACUUUUUUUUGUUUGUUUUCUUGGUUAUAAGAAGUGACAUUCGUGACCUCCUGGCAUCGGACCGCCGCCUUCGCCGAGUCUGCGUAUCUCGAGUUUGUGUUCAGCAGUGACUUGACUGGACUCUUAUGGAUUUUCUUGUUUGGAUUUUUCACAAGUGUUGCAUUGUAAGAACGGCAAGCUGAGAGUGAAAGGUAAGUCUUGGUGGUCUGCACUACGACCUGGUAAUGUCCACUUAAAGUGAGAAACCUCUUCACUGUGACCGGAGAUGCCUUAUCGGCCAUAUUGGCGGAAUUCUCUCUAAACGCUAAUGUAACAGAAAGAAGCAAUAAAAAGCUGUUGAUGAACCCCA
Messenger RNA from Erpetoichthys calabaricus (reedfish), 5412 nucleotides. It is a transcript of the gene recql5, whose product is annotated as RecQ helicase-like 5. NCBI's taxonomy places the organism in Eukaryota, Metazoa, Chordata, Cladistia, Polypteriformes, Polypteridae. Gene Ontology annotation, cellular component: cytoplasm; chromosome. Bases 258 to 3233 code for a protein of 991 amino acids. The record is from RefSeq and is a predicted model, not a curated record. Gene Ontology annotation, biological process: double-strand break repair via homologous recombination. Gene Ontology annotation, molecular function: ATP binding; four-way junction helicase activity; nucleic acid binding. The transcript is spliced from 19 exons.